Molecule: messenger RNA, 2109 nt
Organism: Penaeus chinensis
Lineage: Eukaryota; Metazoa; Arthropoda; Malacostraca; Decapoda; Penaeidae
Product: N-alpha-acetyltransferase 30-like
Exons: 5
Coding region: 338-1450 (370 amino acids)
Biological process (GO): N-terminal peptidyl-methionine acetylation
Cellular component (GO): NatC complex
Molecular function (GO): protein-N-terminal amino-acid acetyltransferase activity
Source: RefSeq, a predicted model, not a curated record
AUAUUCUAAAAACCGAGCAAAAAGUCUUUCAAAUACGCUGUCCUUUUCAAGUCCGCUCAUCGAUAGCACGUCAGCUGGAGCCCCGACGCCGCCCUUUCGAGCGCCCGUAAAUUCCCAGGCCGGAAAACGCGGCCAGAAGGGAGGUUUUGGCCCGGGGCAGGAAAAUACUGGAACCCCAUCCCAUCCGCGGCGAGGAGGUCGAAGGGACUCGCCUGUGACCCAAACACUCGCCCGAGCCCCAAAUGACGAGAUAAUGGAACUUUCUCGGCGUCAGGGCACGUAGGCACUGUGGCGACUCUGUAAGCGUGUCUCGAGUGCAGUGGGAGUGGAGUGUACCAUGAGUGAGGCCCACCUAAGGAGGGUGCUGGUGGAAGACAUCCCCUCCCUCGCGGCGUGCCACACCGUCGCAGGCCAGUCAGCUGAUUUGGCUCCAGUGCACAGUGCCAGGCUGAGGAGCUCCCUCGGGCGCGCCAUGGAGGACAGGGCGGGCACGGAGGGCGGCACUCAAGGGCUGGACAGAAGGACGGUGGCGGACGGGCCCUCUCACGCCCCUGGCCUGGAGUCAGAGCUGAGGGAAAAACUAUCCUUCAAGAAUGGUGUUAUGAAUGGCAUGAAAAUUGGCACCACAGAUGCCGAGGUCCACGUGCCAGCGAUUAAGCCAGCAAAGGCACUGGUGUUGGACGAGCAGUGUUCGGAGUCUAGUCAUGAGUCUGCGUCCAAGUCGGACAUCAAUGGAACCGUGUGCAACGGCCACUCAGUGUCGGAGGCAACAAGUAGCAGUAGUAUUGCUAUUUCGGACACAUUUUCAAUUAAUUCAGAAAAGUCAUCGGACUCCUCCCAUUCUUGUUCGGGGGCUCGGCCGAGGACAAGAAAUACGUCAAACAGUUCGCAGGGCACGCAGCCCAAAAGUGAAAUUGACCUUAGCUCAACGAGUGAAAGUUUAGUUACGCCUGAAAUCUGCAUAAGCCCAGUCCUCUCGAAUGAAGAAAUUUUGAAAAUAGAGUAUAUUAACUAUGAGAAUGAGCUGCAAAUGUCAGCUAUAAUGAGACUAAUACAGAAGGAUUUAUCCGAACCCUACUCUAUAUACACAUAUAGAUACUUUAUCCACAAUUGGCCCAAGUUGUGCUUCCUGGCCAUGGCGAGCGGAGAAGUCGUCGGGGCGAUCGUCUGCAAGUUAGAUGUGCACAAGAAAGUCACCGUUAGAGGGUAUAUUGCCAUGCUAGCGGUUGAUCAUAGGUUUCGCAAGAGAAAAAUCGGCUCAAAUCUUGUCCAGAGAGCAAUAAGAGCAAUGGCGUGUGAUGACGCGGAUGAAGUUGUUCUUGAGACUGAAAUAACGAAUAAACCCGCCCUCAGGUUAUACGAGAACCUUGGCUUUGUGAGAGACAAACGGCUCUUCCGGUACUAUCUAAAUGGGGUAGAUGCCUUGCGGUUGAAACUAUGGCUGAGAUAAGGAAAGAAUGAGUGACAUUGCAGCACAUUUUGGAACUGCUCCUUGGAUGUUUGUUGAAGAUCAGUAUCCCACUGUCACCUAAAUAAGAAGAACCAGGACUCUGUCCAGCCACACGUCAGUCUAUGUAAGAGCCGAGUGGUGCUCUGUGAGAUGUAAGAUACCAGCAGCAGUUGUAUAGAGGUUAUGAGUUACUAUAUUUUGCUACAAUAUACAUGCUCUUUUACUGUGAGUACUACAGUAGAUUACACCUUUUUUUUUUCAUUCUCAUAUAUUUUAUUAUUCGUUUUCAGUCAUUUUUUUUAUGUUAUUGUCAUUAUUCUUAUUUUGUUUGUUACUUUAUGUAUUUCACAUCAUGAGUAAUGAUUGUACUCACCAGAGAAUUUGUAUCCUUCCCAGUUCUGUAUAAUGAUAUGUGUAGUUGUCUCACCUCAAAGAGUCAUGUGCUGAGAAUGGUUAUCAUUGCCUAAAUUAGGUUACUGGUUAGAGCAUAAGCACUCACAUUAGUUACCAGUUUACUGAGAUAUUUGUUACUGGUUUUAGUUUGAUAUCAAUUCAUUUUGAUAUCAGAUAUAAGAAUCUGCCUUAACUGCUGGAAAGUGAACAUAAUUGUUACCUUAUAUUACUGUUUUAUACCAAAAAAAAUAUAUUUUACAAAGUUU